Molecule: messenger RNA, 1161 nt
Organism: Arachis ipaensis
Lineage: Eukaryota; Viridiplantae; Streptophyta; Magnoliopsida; Fabales; Fabaceae
Product: isoflavone 3'-hydroxylase
Molecular function (GO): oxidoreductase activity, acting on paired donors, with incorporation or reduction of molecular oxygen; heme binding; iron ion binding
Source: RefSeq, a predicted model, not a curated record
CUUUGAGCAAAGCAUUGAAGCACUCAUAUAUACCUCUACCUAUCCUCUCUAAUGGAACCUUUUUUGUAUUACUCCCUUUUCACAAUUAUUGUUGCCUUCAUCAUUAUCAUCACUCUCACCAAGACAAACACAAGCCACAGUAAUAAGAAGAACCUUCCACCAUGUCCACCAACACUUCCCAUAAUAGGCAACCUACACCACUUGAAGCCCCGUCUCCACCGAACUUUUCACGCUCUUUCCCAAACCUACGGCCACAUUUUCUCUCUCUGGUUCGGCUCUCGCCUUGUCGUCGUUGUGUCCUGUCCAACCCUAGCCCAACAAUGCCUCACCAAAUACGACACCGUUUUGGCAAACCGCCCUCGUUUUCUCACCGGAAAGUACCUCUUUUAUAACCAUACCAGCUUGGUGUUCUCUUCCAACAACGACCACUGGCGCAACCUUCGUCGUAUAGCCACCAUGGACGUCCUCUCGACGCCCCGUCUCAACUCCUUCUUCGAAACUCGAAGGGACGAGGUCACCAGGUUCAUAAGAAACCUGGUGGCAGACACGUCCAUGGGGUUCGCUAGGGUGCAACUGAGGCCCAGGAUAACGGAGAUGUCACUCAAUAAUAUGAUGAGGAUGGUCUCCGGAAAGAGGAAUGAAUAUGGAAAAGACGACUGCAACGCCAGGGAUGACAACGGAGCAGGACGGUUCAGAGAGAUCAUCAGAGAGAUCCUGUCGUUGGUGGAUGCGAACAAGAGCGACUUCUUGCCUUUGCUUAGGUGGUUUGAUUUUGAUGGAUUUGUGAAGAGAUUGAAGAGGGUUGGUGAAGAAGCUGACAUGUUUUGGCAAGGACUCCUUGAAGAACAUCGCAAUGGGGAGCAUGGUAAUAACGAUACCAUGAUACAACAUCUCUUGCUUCUUCAAAAAUUGCAACCUGACUACUACACGGAUCAUAUUAUCAAAGGCCUUAUUCAGGAUAUGUUGCUUGCUGGAACAAACACAACGGUUAACGGUUUGGAGUGGACGUUAUCCGCUUUGUUGAAUCACCCAGAGAUACUGAGGAAAGCAAAGGAUGAAAUUGACAAUCACAUAGGCAAAGAUCGUUUAGUAGAUGAAUCAGACAUUCCAAAACUUCCUUAUCUUCAAAAUAUUAUCCAUGGGUAUAUAAGAAUAUGGUGA